CGGAGCACGGAGUACGGUCAGUACAGAGCCGCGAUCACGAUGAUCCGCGCCGGACGCUCGCACGCUCUCUCCGUUGCCGGCGUUUCGCGUUUUCUUUACGUGUUUUCGACCAUCGGUAUAGGUGCUUGUACGGAAUAUGGAAUCCCAAUAGAAAUAAAGUUAUGGGACUCCAAACGGUCCCCUUUAGCUCACAUGGUAGACGUUACCAAUGAAUUUGGCCUUAAGGUUUUAGCGGAACAUAACUUUUUAAAUGACAAUAAUAUAGCAUUCUCCCCAUAUGGGUUAAUGGGUAUUUUAGUUGCUUUAUACGAAGGUGUGGAUGGAGAGUCGUCUUAUCAGAUCCAGCGUAGUAUGCAACUACCGUGGAACAGAAAUAUAAUGAGGAUUGGAUUUCGAGAUAUACAUCGCACACUUAAAACCUAUUUUGUUCCUGAGGAGGGUUUCCUAGCAGGACUUGCACUUAAUAACGAGAAUGUUACUUUUACUGAAAGCUACAAAAAGAUUCUACGAUUUUAUGGUUUCGAUUUAGAAGGCGAUCAGUUAGCUACAUCCAAGCCAAAUAAUACAGCAGAAGCCCCGCAAGUGACUACAGAUAGUCUGAAUCAUUCUACUUCUACUACUUCUACUAGUAGUAUAAGUAGUAGUACACCCACAACAAUGAUAACUAUUGCAGAGAAAAUAACAAGUCGUGAGGAUCCAUUAACCAGUCAAUCUACUAAAGCGACUAUAGAAGAAACUUCACCGAAACCACAAGCAGAUACUCAAGACACUGAAAAUAUUCGUGAGGAAAAUUCGGAUACUCCUAUAACUUCUACAGUCGCAAGUUCUACUAAUUCAAUCGAAACGACAACAAAUAAUGGUGCUAACACACAGACACAAACGAUAGCAGUAUCUUCCAGUGCAGUUACCGAACCAUUUACUACUACCACUGAGACAUCAAAAACAGACGUGUCUACUACGCAAAUGAUGACACAAGAAUCAACUGAGACAACUAUGACUAGCGGAUCUACUAUAACCGAUGAAGUUACAUCAACGUUUACGACAUCAACAACAGAAACUUUGACCAGCACAGAUUCUUCAACUAUGACAACUAAUAUUCAAACGGUAGGAACUAGUUCAGUUACCGAAACACAGCAGUCUGAACAAAUGUCAUCAAACACUGAAUCCACAACAGAAUCUAUUUCAACAAUGCCUACCACAUCUACAUUGGAAACGCUAGAACGUCGGAAGAAAUCAGUACUUGACUUCCUAUACACAAGUCCGCCAUAUGACGAUGAUUAUCUGGUAUAUCGGUCAUAUGAUAUCGGAACAGAUUUACCAAACGAUAAUUCUUACGAAGACGAUAAGAACUUCAUGGCAAAUGGACUGAGGAAUAUUCAGGUAGCCUACAUGCAUUAUGAUUCAGUGAUGGAGUAUGCAUAUCUUCCGCACUUGGAAGCAUCAGCUCUCCGCCUUCCUCUGGAUAGCGAGAGAUACUAUCUUCUUGUCAUAUUGCCAGCGAGGAGAGGAUCUGGCGAGCUGGACAGGUUAUUGGCCAGGAUGGCGCGAGAGUCUGACCUAUCCGAUGUUUACGCAGCUUUGCAUCCACGACGCGUGCGCGCAGUGGUGCCAAGUUUUAUAGUCAAGGGGCAUGUGACACUGACGACGGAUUUGCAAAAGAUUGGUAUUCGCGAUGUAUUUGAGCCCCGGCAGCACGACUUCACACCGAUGACACAGCAGGCUGGUGUUUAUGUCCGCAGCAUCGAGCAGGCCGUCUCGGUGGCCAUCCGCAAGUACCAGCCCGACAUCAAGAACAGAUACAUCAGCAACCGAGGUCCAGUGUUGUUUUCCGCUACAUAUCCGUUUCUGUACUUCGUCAUGGACACCAAUAUUCACGUCGCGCUGAUGGCUGGCAAGAUGGUAGAUCCAUUAAAUACAAGAAUACUAUAG
Messenger RNA from Pararge aegeria (speckled wood butterfly), 1929 nucleotides. RefSeq names its product serpin H1 (gene serpin-34). The transcript has 5 exons. Gene Ontology annotation, molecular function: serine-type endopeptidase inhibitor activity. The record is from RefSeq and is a predicted model, not a curated record. Bases 40 to 1929 code for a protein of 629 amino acids. NCBI's taxonomy places the organism in Eukaryota, Metazoa, Arthropoda, Insecta, Lepidoptera, Nymphalidae.